This is a messenger RNA of Sporothrix brasiliensis 5110, 1098 nucleotides long. RefSeq lists its product as uncharacterized. The record is from RefSeq and is a predicted model, not a curated record. Lineage: Eukaryota; Fungi; Ascomycota; Sordariomycetes; Ophiostomatales; Ophiostomataceae. The transcript has a single exon. Bases 1 to 1098 code for a protein of 365 amino acids.
AUGGCCAUACCGGUGUCGUCCGCACCCUCAGACGAUCCAGAGCUGCACUAUCCCUUUUACCACCAGCGCGGACGCCGUCGGCGCCGCAGUCCGCCGCCGAUGCCCGCUUACGACGGCCACAAUGUGCCUCUGUCGCUUGCCAUGACGACACCGCAGCCGAUGCAUCGUCCGUUUCACCCGCCCCGCACGCGGCACAAUCCACAUCCGCGCCAGCAGACGCCGCCAGGCAGUUCCGGCACGUUCCGGGGCCGCUGUCGACACAGGUCGCCGUCUGUGGGCGCCACGGCUGCCUCUGCCGCUGUGACCGCCCCGACACUCUUCCGCAAGGCGUCCUCACGGUCCUCGCGACCAGGCACACGCUCAUCGUCUGUGGCGUCAUCCAUGCAUCACAUCUCUCGGCCAUCUUCGCCGCACGAGUGGUGGGGCGCGACCUCUGGCGCUGCCGCUGCCUCCAGCAAUGGCUACGGCAAGAGCAGCAGCUGGCUGCGCCGCAGUGUCAGUCGCAGCCGCGGCCGCCAAGGGCGGCGUGUUGUUCCGGGUUCUGUCGCAGAUUCUGCCGCCGCUCGACGCGGUAUCGACUCCCCGUCGCCACGCCGCAAGACGGCCUACCGCACGCCCAUGGAGACGGACCACGCGAUGAUGAUGCAGCACUACACGCACCGUGCCCUACUAGCACCACCACGGCCCCACGCCAAGCCGGUCUCCCGGCGCAGCCACUGUCCGUCGCGGUCCGGUUCGGCCGAGGGCUACCACGACGACACAAGCGACUUGCCCGCAGCCUCAUCGUUGACUAUUGACCCGAUCGCCAUGGCAGCACGUCGACGGCGUCGGCGGCAGCGGACACAAAGCCGACCGCGGCCGCGGCGGGUGAUGAGUGGAGAUAGGAUUGGGGACGGAGGUGGUCCUGCCAGCAAUGGACUGUACGAGCUGGCUGGCUACUACACAUUUGACCACGGCGGUCCAGCGGCCCACGUAGAAUCCGUCCAUGUACCUGGCGAUACCACAGCCGCAACGUCACUCCUACAGUUCCAGAUGCUACUAACCGAGUCCAGCGACACAACAAGCGUUUGUGAUGCAAUGGACGUGGAGAUGGACUAG